CGGCGCGAUUUGAAAUAUUGACCAAUAAAUUCCGAAUGGCUACGAAAUAUUCUGAGUGGCAAAGCUGUAUUAGAGAACAUCAAGAACUCUUAAGAUUUGCCCAAGAAGUGAGUUUAUCCAUUUCAUACGUAAUAUUAUCAUCGCUUGGAGUUAGUACCUAUUCAUUAGUAUUCGGUGGUGUUACUAUUCUCAGCCGAUUACCGUUAUCCGUAAAAGCAGAGUUUUUUGUUGUAUGUAUUUCAUCACUGGCGAAAGUACUUCUGUGCGCAUGGCCAGCCGAUUAUUUAAUGACUGUAAGUUCUGAUGUUGGUGAUGCCGCGUAUGAUUCGUUAUGGUAUAAACAUGAAAUUAACUCACAAAAGAUUAUGUUAUACACGUUGCUUCGUUGUCAGCGACCUGUAAUUAUAACUGUUCCGGGUUUAUUAUCAGCUUUAACAUUUCAGCAUUAUUCAUCUGUAAGAGAAUCUAUAAUGUUAUUUUAA
This is a messenger RNA of Wasmannia auropunctata (little fire ant), 482 nucleotides long. Its product is annotated as odorant receptor Or2-like. Gene Ontology annotation, molecular function: odorant binding; olfactory receptor activity. The coding region runs from base 36 to 482 and encodes 148 amino acids. The record is from RefSeq and is a predicted model, not a curated record. NCBI's taxonomy places the organism in Eukaryota, Metazoa, Arthropoda, Insecta, Hymenoptera, Formicidae. Gene Ontology annotation, cellular component: plasma membrane. Gene Ontology annotation, biological process: sensory perception of smell; detection of chemical stimulus involved in sensory perception of smell. The transcript has 4 exons.